Pelagomonas calceolata is the source of this 1451-nucleotide messenger RNA. NCBI's taxonomy places the organism in Eukaryota, Pelagophyceae, Pelagomonadales, Pelagomonadaceae. The record is from the annotation of a GenBank genome assembly.
GGGAGAGCAGAGGGCUGGUGCGCGCGCAGUAGCGCUAGGGCUGGGCAUAGCUCGCGUAUAGUACCGCCACACCGAUAGUUCGCCGUAUGCAACGCUUGAGCACUCUUGCGUCGCGCGUUCGCGCCGCUCAAGCCAUACACUGCCGCUGCACACUGCAAUAGGGACAACGACUCGCGCACUGCUCGUCGUUGCGCUCGCCUGCGGCGCGGCAGCGUUGGCGCCGCCACGCAUGCCUCGUCCCAAGAUUUUUCUUGUUGGCGGGCCGAGCGGUGCGGGCAAGGACGCGCUGCUCGCCGGCGCCCGCGAGAAGGCCGCGGACGUCGCAUUCGUGGUCCGCGACGUCACUCGCGCCGCGGACCAGUGCUCGGCACUCGAAAGGUCCGUGUCGUCCGACGAGUUCGCGACCGGAGAGUACGCGCUGCGCUGGAGCGCGCACGGCACGACCGACUACGGCAUCCCGGCGAAGGCGCUCGAGGAAGUACUCGCCGCGGGCCGCACGAUCGUCCUGAACGUGUCGCGGGGGACCUUUGCGGAAGCGCGCGACAAAUACGCGGACCGCGCCGACGUCUACGUGUUGCUCGUGACGGCGUCGCGCGAAGCGCUGCGCGAGCGACUGACAGCGCGCGCCCGCGACGGCGACGACGCCGAGGCGCGCUUGCAACGCGCCACGGCCUACGCGCCGCCCGACGCGCGCUUUUGGCCGGUGGUGCGUAUCACGAACGACAAGAGCCUCGCAGAAGGCGUCGAUCGCUUCGUCGCCGCGUUGAGACGGCCGGAGGAGUACUGCGUUCCGGUUCUAGGGCUCGUGGGCUGCUCGGCUUCGGGAAAGUCUACCCUGUGCGCAGAGCUCCCCGCGGCGGCCGUCAUCGCGGCCGACGACUUUUACCUGCCGCGCGAUGCGUGCCCGCGUUUUGACCUCGCCGCGGACAUCCGGUGGCCAGCGGGCGUGCCUGACGCUUUCCAGGUGCGCGGCAACGCGGACCUAAAUCAUCCGGACUCGGUGGAUUGGGCCGCGUGCGCGGACGCCGUCGACGCGGCGGUCGAGGCGGUCGUCGACGCCGGCGGCGGCGGCGUUGUUGUUGUCGAGGGGCUCCUCCUGCUAGGCGCUGGCGCCGAACGCGUGCGCGAUCGCUGUUCCACCUUGAUUCUACUGGACGACGGAUACGACGACCCCGCCAAGCAGGAGGUGCUCUGGCGACGGAAGUGGACACGGUCGGGCCACCUCGGCAAGAAGUCGUAUCAGGACCGGGGCGUGACCGCGGACGAGUACGCAGCUUAUUGGGGCGAUUACGUCUCGGCGCGCUGGAAGGAGCACGGGCUUGAGAGAAUCGAGGCGGUAUCGGGGCGGAUCCAUCGAGUCGAUGCGCACGCGGACGACCGGUCGGCACAGGUCGAGCGCAUCCUGCGCGCGCUCGCCCCCAGCUGAGUAAUUUGUUCUGGUGUUCUCCCGC